Molecule: messenger RNA, 1679 nt
Organism: Emiliania huxleyi CCMP1516
Lineage: Eukaryota; Haptophyta; Isochrysidales; Noelaerhabdaceae
Exons: 10
Coding region: 103-1437 (444 amino acids)
Molecular function (GO): ATP binding; metal ion binding
Source: RefSeq, a predicted model, not a curated record
CCCUUGUGCACCGGUACCCGGGCUGCUGGGGCGAGCCUCGGCGAGACUGCGUCAGCUGUUCCCACAGCAGGCUGGAAGUACCUCGCCAGUACCCGGGGACCUAUGCUCUGCCUCCUGCUCGCCCCGGCGGCGCUAGCGGCUCCGACCGGUGCCGCGCUCAUCUACUGCGACCCGGUCGGUUACGAGGGCCGCUACUUCCGCGAGGCCUGCGAGGCCCGAGGCGUCCUCCUCGUGCGGCUCUGGUCCACGCCCUAUGCAGCGAUGCUGUCUGAGGACCUCGAGGACGCGGAGGAGAGAGCCGCGAUCCAACGCGGCUGCGCGCCUGCCGCCGGCGAGGAGGCUGCUUGGGCCGAGAGUGCGUUGAGCGGCAUGGCCAUCACCGGGGUGCUGUGCGGUUCCGACGCCGGCCUGGCGACGGCGGAGCGGCUGCAACACGCCCUUGUGCCGGCUCGCACCAACGGGCUCGUCCCGGCCCGCCGGGACAAGUACCUCAUGCAUGAGGCUCUACGCACUGCCGGCCUGGCGGCGGCGCGGCAGUCCGUGGCGCGGAGCUGGGAGGAGGCGCGCUCCUUCCUCUCGACGCUGCCCCCGCCGCUGCGUGUCGUCCUCAAGCCGCGGCGGGGGCACGCCGGCCUGCGGGUCGGGCUGGCGUCGAGCGAGCCGCAGGCGAGGCACAUGGUGGAGACGCUGCUGGCGGAGCGCGUCUCGCUCGACACCGAAGCGGAGGGCGGCGCCCUCUGCCAGGAGGUGCUCGAGGGCGAGGAGUGGGUUGUCGACACAGUGAGCCGCGCCGGCGAGCACAAGUGCGUCGCGCUGUGGCGGUACGGCAAGGGCGAGGCGAACGGCGCGCCCUUUGUCAACUUUUACGACGAGCUGCGGCCGUGUGCGGGCGAGGGGGAGGAGCGACUGGUCAGAUACGCACUGGCUGUGCUCGACACCCUCGGCUGGCGGUGGGGCCCAGCCCACAUCGAGGUCAAGCAGACAAGCCGCGGGCCGGUGCUGGUCGAGGUCAACGCGGGCCGCUUCAACGGCGUCGACUUUGGGCUGCUCGCCGACGUGUGCGUCGGGCACAACGCGUACGACGUGACGCUCGACGCGUACUUCGACCAGGCGGCGUGGGCGGCGCUGCCCGCUCUGCCGCCGAGGGCGCUGCGAGGAGCCGGCCGGCUGGUGAAGCUGGUCGCGAGCGAGGAGGGGGUGCUGCGCGCGGCGGCCCUCCCGCCCGCCGGGCUCGAGUCGCUCGUGCGCUGGGGCCCGGAGCCGAGUGAGCCCGGCGAGCCGGUGGCCCUCACGGUGGACAACAACUCGUGCGCCGGCUACGCGUGGCUCCUGCACGCCGACGAGGCGGUGGUGGCGGCCGAUUGCGCGGCGCUGCACGAGCUGCAGGCUGCGGGGCGGUUGUUUGACGUCGACUCGGCGUCAGGCGCGGAGAGCUGACCCGCGCUGAGACUGCUCCGGUGAGUGUGUGUGUGUGUGUGUGUGUGUGUGUGUGUGUGUGUGUGUGUGUGUGUGUGUGUGUGUGUGUGUGUGUGUGUGUGUGUGUGUGUGUGUGUGUGUGUGUGUGUGUGUGUGUGUGUGUGUUUGUGUGUGUGUGUCUCGCAGGUGAGUAACUGCCCGGCUGGGACAUCCCGGGCGGGACAAGUGUGUAGUAACCUAGUAUCAUAAGGAUAAAGAGAGAG